AUGGUUGUCUACUACCAGGUUGCCGGCAAGAAGGUCGGCUCUCACGUCCUCUCCAUGGCCGUCCUCGGCACAAUGUUCGCCGGCUCUUACCUCGCCAUGGGUGGUGGCUCCAAGCCCAAGACCGCCGCUGGUCCCCCCAUCAACGCCUCGUCCAAGGAGGAGGGCGACUUCAUCCAACAAUUCCUGAAGGAAGUGGACGGAGGCGACAAGAAGUCCGAGAAACACUAA
This is a messenger RNA of Penicillium brasilianum, 228 nucleotides long. Lineage: Eukaryota; Fungi; Ascomycota; Eurotiomycetes; Eurotiales; Aspergillaceae. The record is from the annotation of a GenBank genome assembly.